AGAAUAUCAUUAUGAUCCCGUGACAACUAGCUUCGAAACUUCAGGAAAAACGUCAGUAAACUUUCUGGAUAGCUUUACUUGGCGGUUCCUUCACAAAACAAACAUCAUGGAUACCGGAAAGUGCAGCUUCAGCUCGAUAGUCUGUGGAAAAGUUUGAGUCUUUACAUCCCGGAUUUUUGUACUGAACUUCCUCUGCUGGCGUUUGUUCUGGGAAACUUAGUCAAAGAGGCUUGGGCAAAAAGUAUGUGAGAGUCUGUCUACCUUUGAUAGUCAUUAGGUCUGAUAGAGGGCAGGAGAGGAUUAUCAGGAUUUUUCAAGGCUACAGUUCAAGCCACAAGGAUCAAGUUAGCAUAGCCCUACUUUAAUCCACAACCCGCUCAAGAAUGGAUUGCCAGUUGUGUUUUUGAGCCGUGCUCCAGAGCGGAGCACUAAGGAUCCACUGUUACACAGAGCUGCCUUCACUGAGCCCGGUCAGGAAGAACGAUCAGGAUGGACGCACACUCAAACUGCCCUAACGUCAGUAUCCCCUGCCACAAUGAGCAGAGAGACAAGAAAAAACGUUAUACUGUUUACAAAGUGAUGGUCAGAGUUGGAAGGCACGAGUGGUUUGUAUUCAGGAGAUAUACAGAAUUUGAUAAACUAUAUAAUACAUUGAGAAAACAGUUUCCUGGGAUGAAUUUGAAGAUACCUGCCAAGAGAAUAUUUGGCGACAACUUUGACCCAGAAUUUAUAAAGCAGAGAAGAACGGGGUUACACGAGUUCAUUCAGAAAAUCGUGUCCCAUCCACAGCUCAGCAAUCACCCUGAUGUUCGAGACUUUCUCCAAAUGGACAAAACCCAGAAUGUCUCAGAUGCUUCAGAGGAUGAAGAUGAGAAGAACAAUUCUACCUCCAGAAACAUUAACCUGGGACCAUCUGCAAACCCUCAGGCAAAACCAACUGACUUUGACUUCCUGAAAGUCAUCGGUAAAGGGAGCUUUGGAAAGGUUCUCCUUGCAAAGAGGAAACGAGAUGGGAAGUGUUAUGCAAUCAAAGUCCUUCAGAAGAAAGUAAUUUUAAAAAGGAGGGAGCAAAAACACAUCAUGGCUGAGCGCAAUGUGCUGCUAAAAAACGUGAAGCACCCUUUUCUAGUUGGAUUGCACUAUUCCUUCCAGACGACAGAUAAGUUGUACUUUGUCCUGGAUUUCGUCAACGGUGGAGAACUUUUCUUUCACCUUCAAAAAGAGCGAACCUUUCCCGAGUCCAGGGCGAGGUUCUACAUUGCUGAGAUGGCCAGCGCUCUGGGCUAUUUACACUCCCUCAACAUUGUUUACAGGGAUUUGAAACCAGAAAAUAUCCUGUUGGACUUCCAAGGACAUAUAGUCUUGACAGAUUUUGGACUGUGCAAAGAAGGGAUCUCUCAAGCAGACACGACCUCCACUUUUUGCGGGACACCGGAGUAUUUGGCUCCAGAGGUCUUGAGAAAGCAGCCCUACGACAACACUGUGGACUGGUGGUGUCUCGGUUCUGUAUUAUACGAGAUGCUCUAUGGCCUGCCUCCAUUCUACAGUAGGGACACGCAUGAAAUGUAUGAUAACAUCCUGCAUAAGGAGCUGCCAAUGCGCCCCGGGGCAUCCACGGCCGCCUGGUCCAUUUUACAAGCUCUUCUGGAGAAAGACAACACCAGGAGACUGGGAUACAAAGAUGACUUUAAUGAAGUUAAAAGUCAUAUAUUUUUUGCUUCCAUUAACUGGGACGACCUUUUGGAGAGAAGGAUCCCGCCUCCGUUUAAUCCCAGUGUGGAGUCCCAAUAUGAUAUAUCAAAUUUUGACCCUGAGUUCACAGAAGAAACUGUACCCAACUCGGUGUGCAUCUGCAAGGAUAACUCCAUUGUCAAUGCUAGCGUCAUGGAGGCUGAUGAUGCUUUUCUGGGCUUUUCCUACGCACCACCUUCAGAUGACUCCUUCCUGUAAAAUUGCUAAAGAACUGAUCUAUUUUAUGCAUUUACAUAGAAAUGGUUUGGCCGUGCUCCUUCAUUCAGAAAGCGAAAAAAAUAUAAAGACCAAACCAAGGCAUUCUACGCUUGUACAUCUUAUGAUGCAGGGUUUUUCGAUUUUUUUAUUUUUUAAUUUCUGUACAACAGGUUUAUAUUUUGUAUUGCAUAAAUGUGUAUACCUGAGAAAUGUUUAUAGCUCAGGAAUUCUAUUAUAAUAUUGUUAUUGCUCACUUCUCUAGAGUAUUUUCUACAGUGGCAUUUGUUGUGUCAGGGAAGUCGGGUAAUGAACUUGAAACCGUGUGUGUGUGUGUGUGUGUGUGUGUGUGUGUGUGUGUGUGUGUAAACAUUCCAUAUUUCAAUAUCUCUAAUGAACUUUAUUGUUCAUGGCACUUAUGAUUGUUUGGUUUGUUCUCCUUUAAAGAAUGUCUUAGUAGAAUAAUUUAGAAGACAAUUUUCCCAAGAGCAUUUGCAAGAUUUCUCUUUCUUUCUUUUUUUUUUUCUUUUUUUUUUUUUUUCUUACCAAAGAUAUGUUUUGUAAUAGCAUAAACAUGGAAAAAUUUAAGUCAAUUGUAUAACUGUGGAAAGUAAACGAGUAAACUGUG
Messenger RNA from Tachysurus fulvidraco (yellow catfish), 2575 nucleotides. It is a transcript of the gene sgk3, whose product is annotated as serum/glucocorticoid regulated kinase family member 3. Bases 490 to 1950 code for a protein of 486 amino acids. NCBI's taxonomy places the organism in Eukaryota, Metazoa, Chordata, Actinopteri, Siluriformes, Bagridae. The record is from RefSeq and is a predicted model, not a curated record. Gene Ontology annotation, molecular function: ATP binding; protein serine/threonine kinase activity; phosphatidylinositol binding. Gene Ontology annotation, biological process: protein phosphorylation. The transcript has 19 exons.